AUGAGAGCUGUCGAUCCAGGAGAGGGCGGGGCCACGCUCCAGCGCGACUAUAUAAGACGAGGACAAAGGCGGCCUGCCUCCUGUGUCAUCCGCCAUCUUGUGCGAAGCAAAGUGGCCUCCACGUUUCCUGAGCGGCUUCUUCGAUUUUGCCUCGACCGCCCUUUGAGUACGGUCAUGUCGCGGGACCGGUUCCGGAGUCGCGGCCCGGGCCUAGGCGGGCCCGGCGGCCACCCCAAGCCGCCGCACCGGGGCGUCGGCGAGCCCCGGGGGGGUCGCCAGCACCACAUUCCCUACCACCAGCAGCACCACCAGGGGCCCCCGCCCGGCGGGCCAGGCGGCCGCAGCGAGGAGAAGAUCUCCGACUCCGAGGGCUUUAAAGCCAACCUCUCUCUGUUGAGGAGACCUGGAGAGAAAACGUACACGCAGCGCUGUCGGCUGUUUGUGGGGAACCUGCCCGCUGAUAUCACGGAGGAUGAAUUCAAAAGACUAUUUGCUAAAUACGGAGAACCAGGAGAAGUUUUUAUCAACAAAGGCAAAGGAUUCGGCUUUAUUAAACUUGAAUCUAGGGCAUUGGCUGAAAUCGCCAAAGCUGAGCUUGACGAUACCCCUAUGAGGGGUAGACAACUUCGAGUUCGCUUUGCUACACAUGCUGCUGCCCUUUCAGUUCGUAAUCUUUCACCUUACGUUUCCAACGAACUCUUGGAAGAGGCGUUUAGUCAGUUUGGGCCUAUUGAAAGGGCCGUAGUGAUUGUGGAUGACCGUGGAAGAUCAACAGGGAAAGGCAUCGUUGAGUUUGCUUCUAAACCAGCAGCCAGAAAAGCAUUUGAAAGAUGCAGUGAAGGUGUUUUCUUACUGACCACAACUCCUCGUCCAGUCAUUGUGGAACCACUUGAACAACUAGAUGAUGAAGAUGGUCUUCCUGAAAAGCUUGCACAAAAGAACCCAAUGUAUCAAAAGGAGAGAGAAACACCACCUCGCUUUGCCCAGCAUGGCACAUUUGAAUAUGAAUAUUCCCAGCGCUGGAAGUCCUUGGAUGAAAUGGAAAAACAGCAGAGGGAACAAGUUGAGAAAAACAUGAAAGAUGCAAAGGACAAAUUAGAAAGUGAAAUGGAAGAUGCCUAUCAUGAGCAUCAGGCAAAUCUUUUGCGCCAAGAUCUGAUGAGACGCCAGGAGGAAUUAAGACGCAUGGAGGAACUUCACAAUCAAGAAAUGCAGAAGCGCAAAGAAAUGCAAUUGAGGCAAGAGGAAGAACGCCGUCGGAGGGAAGAAGAGAUGAUGAUUCGCCAACGUGAGAUGGAAGAACAAAUGAGACGCCAAAGAGAGGAAAGCUACAGCCGUAUGGGCUACAUGGAUCCAAGAGAAAGAGACAUGAGAAUGGGUGGUGGAGGAGCCAUGAAUAUGGGAGAUCCCUAUGGUUCAGGCGGCCAGAAAUUUCCACCUUUAGGUGGUGGAGGUGGCAUAGGUUAUGAAACCAAUCCUGGAGUUCCCCCAGCAACCAUGAGUGGCUCCAUGAUGGGAAGUGACAUGCGUACUGAGCGCUUUGGGCAGGGAGGUGCGGGGCCUGUGGGUGGACAGGGUCCUAGAGGAAUGGGGCCUGGAACUCCAGCAGGAUAUGGUCGAGGGAGAGAAGAGUAUGAAGGCCCAAACAAAAAGCCCCGCUUUUAGAUGUGACAUCUAGGCUUUCAUUCCAGUUUGUUUUGUCUUCUUGUUUAGAUAGCAACCUUUUAAAUUCUUGCAUUUUAGUAAGAAAGCUACCUUUUUAUGGAUGUUAGCAGUUUAUUGACCUAAUAUUUGUAAAUGGUCUGUUUAGGCAGGUUAAAAUUAUGUAAUGCAGUGUUUAAGACAGGAGAAAUUUUUUCCUUUUUUUAAAACUGUAUAAUGUCCCUCAAGUUAUGGCAGUGUACCUUGUGCCACUGAAUUUCCAAAGUGUACCAAUUUUUUUUUACUGUGCUUCAAAUAAAUAGAAAAAGUAGUUAAAAUACCCAUCUUCAACUUUGCCAUUCAUGCUUUUGUGCACAUUAGGCUAGGUAGGUAUUCCACUUUGAAAGCAUGAGAGUUUCUAGCCCUUGAAAUGGCGAUGCCAUUACUGGGAAAUGUAUGUGGAAGGCAAAGUACUGCUUUCUAUGAAUAACUCCCCUUGUUUUAAAAAGAAAAUACAUUUGGAAGCUGUUUCAUGAUUUGAUUUGUCUGGCGUUGUAGGAAGCAAGCUGGUGCGCUAAUAAGUAUUUUCAAAUGGUUAAAUGGUCUGAACUGUAAAUCUUCACUUAGUUAAGUGUGUUAAAGAUUAUGGAGCGGGUGUGGGAACCAUUACAGGGGGGAUAAGUGGGUUUGGCUAAAUGGAUCUUUUAUGACCCAAUUAUCUUGAAAGUUUCUGAAGAAAAAAAAUGGAAAGAUCAUUCUGUUGCAUUCCCCCAUUCUUAGUUUUAAAGAAACAAAUUCCCAAGCCCUCCAAACGGCUUGUAAUGAACUUUUACAUUUGAAUUAAAGAUGAUCAAACAUGAA
Echinops telfairi (small Madagascar hedgehog) is the source of this 2502-nucleotide messenger RNA. RefSeq names its product splicing factor proline and glutamine rich (gene SFPQ). NCBI's taxonomy places the organism in Eukaryota, Metazoa, Chordata, Mammalia, Afrosoricida, Tenrecidae. Gene Ontology annotation, biological process: regulation of DNA-templated transcription. Gene Ontology annotation, molecular function: RNA binding. The transcript is spliced from 11 exons. The record is from RefSeq and is a predicted model, not a curated record. Gene Ontology annotation, cellular component: nucleus. The coding region runs from base 1 to 1665 and encodes 554 amino acids.